Molecule: messenger RNA, 618 nt
Organism: Pyricularia oryzae 70-15
Lineage: Eukaryota; Fungi; Ascomycota; Sordariomycetes; Magnaporthales; Pyriculariaceae
Product: ADP-ribosylation factor 1
Exons: 8
Coding region: 1-618 (205 amino acids)
Biological process (GO): protein folding
Cellular component (GO): microtubule cytoskeleton; cytoplasm
Molecular function (GO): GTPase activity; GTP binding
Source: RefSeq, a predicted model, not a curated record
AUGAUCGUACGGAAACGCAAAGAGACCAAAAGUCUGAGGGAGCUGUCGGAAAAGAUAGAUACUAAGAGACGAAAGUUGCCAUUGGGGGGCGCAGUGUUUGACGAGAAGUUGUCUGUGGUGAGGUUGAAUAGGGUACCAGCUACGGCGUCAACCCACAGGGCCCCGGUCACUGGUAGAGACACCAGCCAAAGUAGGCGCCUUAGUCAGAAAGUCCAGUUCAACGAGGCAGGGAAGCAUGGCGGUGGCUGCUGGAAGACGCGUAUUAUGGUGUCCGGCCGGUAUUGUAAUAUCGAGGAGCGAGCGAGAGUAUAUUACCCAGUCGAAGUAAUCGAAGACGCCGAAGGAUUUGCUCGGUACCUGCGCUCGGCACGAUCAAGCCGCCUGGAUCAGCCAGACGUGGUCGCACGCGUCCCGGCUUGGGAUUCCAUCCCUUCAGCAGGCAAGAUGUUGUCAAUCCUCAGGAAAGCACGGCUGAAAGACAAAGAGCUACGGAUUUUGAUGCUUGGGCUGGACAAUGCUGGCAAGACCACCAUCGUCAAAAAAAUCAUGGAUGAGGACGUCAAUACCGUCAGCCCCACCCUAGGAUUUAUUAUCAAGACGAUCGAUUACGAAGGGUGA